Molecule: messenger RNA, 1696 nt
Organism: Solanum pennellii
Lineage: Eukaryota; Viridiplantae; Streptophyta; Magnoliopsida; Solanales; Solanaceae
Product: ethylene-responsive transcription factor ABR1-like
Exons: 2
Coding region: 303-1538 (411 amino acids)
Biological process (GO): ethylene-activated signaling pathway; regulation of DNA-templated transcription
Molecular function (GO): DNA binding; DNA-binding transcription factor activity
Source: RefSeq, a predicted model, not a curated record
GUUUACUUUUUCUUUUCUUUUGUUUUUUAGUAUACUUUCAACUCCCAACUUUAGCUCCUUAAAAUCUCUAUAUAUUACGGUUUGUUCAAGGAAUCUUUUGAAAUAGAAAACAACCACUUAAUUUGCUACUUCUUGUCAACCUUCUUGAAACUAAAUUUCUUUUCUCUCUAUUUCUCUUGCGGGGCGAAUGUUUAGUGCAUCAGACUGUCUGUCGAUAUUUAAACUUGUCAUUUUAUAUAUAGUAGUAAGUAUUUGUUAGUACUAUUAUAUAAAAUUAGCUUCUUCUUUUUUUUUUGUGUUUCAUGUGUAUAUUCAAGGUGGCGAAUUAUAGAAAGAAAGGGAAUUAUAAGGCAAUUAUAAGAGAUGAUGAAGAAGAAGAAAGUGGGAUUAAUAAUAAUAAUAUUAAUGUGAUGUUUUCUGGGAAUAUUAAUAGAGAAGAAGAGAUGUCUGUGAUGGUUACUGCACUGACACGUGUCAUUACUGGUGAAGAUAGAAUAUUAAAUCAAGAAAAUAAUAAUCAUAAUAAUAUUAUUGGUUCUUCAUCUUUGAAUGAAUUUUCUGGAGGUGUUGGAGAAAAAAGAGGACGUGAAGAGCAGCAAUAUUUCUUGUCUGAUAUUAUUAGUUCAUCAAAAGUUGGUGAAGAUUCAAGCAUUAAUAGAACUAUUGCAAGCAACACACCAACAACAGAAGCAACAUUCAUAUACACUAGUCCAACAUAUGAUCAUAAUAACAACACCAAUAUUAUUGAUUGUAAUCAACCAAGAAGAAGAUAUAGAGGAGUGAGACAAAGGCCAUGGGGAAAAUGGGCUGCUGAAAUUAGAGAUCCAUACAAAGCUGCUAGGGUUUGGCUAGGAACAUUCGAUACUGCUGAAGAUGCUGCUAGAGCUUAUGAUGAAACUGCUCUUAAAUUUAGAGGUAGCAAAGCCAAACUCAACUUCCCUGAGAAUGUUAGGCUCUUGCCUACUUCUUCAAUCGCGAGUCAGAACGUCGUUGGUAAUCAGGGAUUUUCAAUGGAAAAACAGUCUCUGACAAACACAUUUCCCUCAAACUCCGUGGAAAGUAACUUGGAAUUUUUGACGGAGAAAAAAGUUCUGACAAGCACAUUUCCCGUAGAAAAUAAUAUGGUAUUUUCAAGAGAAAGACAGUUUCUGACGGACACAUUUCCCACGGAAUAUGUACCUGUUUCUAGUAUUAUUUCUCCUAAUACUCCUCCAAAUACUCUUUCAACAAUCUCUUUUUUCCCUAAUAGUAAUCCAAUAGCUCACACUCAGUUAUCUAAUAGCAAUAGUGAAAUAAACACUCAAUAUUUCUUGAAUGGUGAUUUUCAAAGGGGCAAUUCAUCUCUAAGUUUGUUAAACCAAUCCAUGUUUUCUACUACAUUCCAGUAUUCUUCUUCUUCUCCAUCAUCGUCUUCUUCUUCUCGAGUUCCUUUUGUUCCGAGUAUGUAUAUUUCAGGUUCUCAACCUAUUAGCCAGAGUAGUGAAAAUGAUUUUCGGGCUACUUCGUCAGAUUCAGCUCAUCACCCUCCUUCAAAAUGAUCUAGUAGAAGUGACUAGUUAGGGUUUUAUGUUUAUCACAUAAAUGUGAUAUACGAAAGGAUUGUGGCAUAAUGACCAGUGUAGGUGGACAAAGUCCCCUUUUUCUGUUUUGGUGAUAUUGUUGUGGAAGAUUAUAAAAUGAGAGGUAUUUUUGGAAA